CGCAGCGGUGUUAGCGGCUUGUUUUUUUUUAUUGUGGCUGUUAUGUACAGUUCAAAAAUAUGUCGAUAAACUAAAUGUACAUACGAUAGACAUUGUCAAACGCUUCGGUUGGAUGAAUUAAUUGAUGUAUUCAUUUUCCAUAGAGCAUUUGACACCUUUCUGCUCUGAGCUAACAAACUGCAGAGUUAAGCUAACAUUAGCCAAAGCUGUCAAGUAGCCGUUCUACACAGCUUUGCAACACUUUCUUGCUAGCUAACUAGCUAGAUUUUUUUUUAAACGAGGACAACAAAGAAAACGUCGCAAAUACUGUGCCGUUUGUGAAUAUACUUUGUCUUAAAGUCACAUUAUGAAGUGUAUAGCUCUAUUGUAAUAGUAAGUUACCGGUAGUUUGUCCGUUUUUAGAUUAUGUCAGUUAUAUUGAUUGUACUGUAACGUUAGCUAACUCACGUCCACUGACUCAAGCUAAGACAGGCAGGUGGCUAUUUAUCAAGAGGUAACACUGAGAAGCAGAGAUCGUGUUAUCUAAUCAAACAUGGAUAAGAAAUCAUUCGACAUCGUGUUAGACGAAAUCAGGAAGUGCGUGCUAACAGAUCAGCGGAUUAAGGCGAUAGAGCAGGUGCAUGGGUACUUCUCCAGCGAACAGGUAAUGGACAUGCUGAAGUACUUCUCCUGGGCAGAGCCUCAGAUCAAAGCUGUCAAAGCUCUUCAACAUAAAAUGGUUGCCAUCCCCACUACCAAAGUGGCCAACAUCCUCAACUGUUUCACCUUCUCUAAGGACCGACUGGUAGUUCUGGAGCUCAUAGCUCUGAACAUCUCUGAUGCCCAGAACUACCGUCCCGUAGAGGACCUGUUCCGUAUUCACCUGUCUGAGAAGAAACGGGCCCGCAGGAUCCUAGAGCAGGUGUGUAAGGUGGGCUGCAAGGCUCCAGUAGCCAUGAUCUCUUCAUGUGGGAUGAUCCCAGGGAACCCUUACCCUAAAGGCAAGCCCAGCCAGACCACUGGCACCUUCCCUGGAACUCCUGCGAAGAAGGAGGGAGACGAGACUCCUGCCAACACAGAGGGGAAAGGAAUCGCAGCCCGCAUCAUUGGACCAUUCAAACCAUCUCCGUCGUCCUACAACCCUCAGCGGCCGGUUCCUUACCCCAUUCCCCCCUGCAGACCUCACGCCACCAUCGCACCGAGUAGGUACAACAACGCAGGGCUGGUAUCAGUGGGCGGGGUCAUAACGGCCAGCGUUCUCCCCCCACCCUACAGCGCCAGCACCAAGCCCACAGGCUACGCCAGACCUGCCAAUCAACAACAGCACCCUGUCACAGGCGUCAACUCCACAGCCCUCCCAUCUCCCCUCGGCUCCCCCCAGUCCCUCCCGUGCCCUCCCCUUCUCACCCCACUCCCACCACCCCCAUCACCCCUGUGUUCCCUGGCAAGGUCCCCUCCCAGAAUCCUCUAGCCCCCUCCCUCCCCCGCCCCUUCUCCCUCCGUCAUCAAAGGGGGUUCCCCCCAUCUGCCCUCCACCACCCCCUCUGUCAUUAAGGCCCACACCCCCUCAGCUACCCCAUGUGGUACCCCCGGUCCCCACCACCCAGGGGCGUUCUCCCCCUCUCCCUUCCAUGCCGGUGCCUCUCGGUCAGACACCCCUACCCCAAGGACCCCUCUCCCUGACCCCCUCUCUCAGGGUACCUCCAUGGGCCUUCCUCAGUACAACACCCAGACAGGCCCUGCCUUCCCUGGCCUGCCCGCAUACCAGAGCACCCCGUCUGGAUCGGUGAUCCGCAGCUAUCCUCCUUCCUCCGCCUCGGCCCCCAGCCCCAAGCCCUGUCCGGCCCUGUCCGGCCAGGCCCAAGCAUCCUUCUACAGCGAGCAGCACCGCGGCCCGCUGGCUAGAACAGGAGGGGGGACAGGCAGUGGCAGUAACAGCCCAGUCCCCUCUGCGUUUAAAGGUCCUUCACGUGCUGGGACUCCCUCCCUCAGCUCUCUGGUGAUGCCUGGUGGAUCAGCGGCCUUAGCCCGUUCUCUGGGUCUGUCCCACCCUUCUGCUUCCCCUCAGGGCUCCCUACCCAGCCCUGCUGCUAUGGCCAGCCUCCAGGCCCUCUCCUCCAGCCCGGCUCCCCCUCACUACCCCGGCCUCUCCCCCUUUCCCUCCUCCCUGUCCUCCUCUUCACCCUUCCCUCCUUCUUCCUCCCUGUCCUCUAUGACCCCUACCUCACACCCCCAGACCUCCAUGGCCUACCCAGGUCUGGCUCACAGCGUAGGGAUGGGUCUGACUACUACCCCUUCCAUCUUCCCGGGGCUGGUUCCAGUGCCCAGUCCGGGAGGGUUCCCAGGAUUCGGAGGUUCAGGAGGAGCGGGUGCGGGGAGCCCCGUCCUGUCGUCCUUCAUGGGGGCCGGGGUGUCCGUAGCAACCGUAGCCCCUCUCCAUUCGGCGGCGGCCGUGGCGGCAGCAGCAGGAGGAGUUCCGUCCUCCUCUCCAGUUCUACCUGGCUUUGCCUCUGCCUUCAGCUCCAACUUCCAGCCUGGGCUGUCUAGUGGCCUCCAGCCUCCUGGUGGAGCUGCGUUUCCUGGACUGUUGUCUUUCCCUGGGAUGCCAGGCUUCUCCCCCUCCCCCAGCCAACUACACAACCCUGCCAUGCAGUCAGCCCUGCUACAGGCCCACUCUGCAUCUGUAUUGGAGGGUUAUACCACCUAUCCCCCUGGACCUGGCAACCCCUUCCAACCUGGCCUACACCCGUCCCAGCUGGGCUGGCAGUGACCAGAACACUCUCUCUCUCACACACACACACACACAUUACACACACACACACACAAGCAUGCAAAACACAUGCUUUCUCACGCUCUCCUACUCAGUCAGUGGACUUGGGGUUAACUUGUAUCCCUCUACUCACUACAACCUGCCAAGACUGUGAUAAAGAAAAGAGACUUUGCAUACUUCUUUUGCU
Messenger RNA from Salmo salar (Atlantic salmon), 2936 nucleotides. Lineage: Eukaryota; Metazoa; Chordata; Actinopteri; Salmoniformes; Salmonidae. The record is from RefSeq and is a predicted model, not a curated record.